GUUGCUGCGAUGUCACACAAUUUGCACGCAAGGCUGCUGUUGGAACGCGUGGUUGUGAUUUUAGGACAGCGGAGACCGUGCAGUGUCAAAGGUUUCCGCGAAUGUGUGCAUAGUCUCCCCGUAAACACAGCGUUAGCUUUAUCAAGUUAGGACACACAUAAACUUUACGCUCGGUAGCUGUUUUAACGUGGCAUGUUCAUCCCUAUAGAGGAAUAAGGGCCCUGUGGGACACAGGAUCCAGUGUCGAAGUGACAACAGACCUGCCUGUUCAUCUACGUUAAAAAAGACUGCAACGUCACAUUAUUUGAAGAAUCUUAUAUCGAUACGUGAUAUUCUAUUCCGUAAUUAAAUGCUUACAGGAGGCAGCCAGCAUGUCAGCCAAUUGGACGCAUGCAAUUCUUUUGCAGCUCAAGGCGAUGCAUUAAUGACAGUUACACAGUAAAAGCUUUGUCCUCUGGUGCAGUGAUUGGCUCGUUCCAUACAAAUCAUUGGAUGAAACUCGUUUAGAAUCAAAGCUUUCGGAGAAACGCCGUUCUAUUGGCCGGCGGAAGGUUCUCUCCUAGCAACGGCUUGGGCAACGUUCCAAUUAGAAUCGCUUAUGCGCCGUUUGUUGAACUUAAAAUUCUGUGGUGGGGGCGGGAACCUAAAAUGAUUGACGCCUUAGCAGAGCCUUUCAACCAAUAGGAUUCUGCGAAAGGCACCCAAUUGCGCAGUGUUAGAAGUCAGCACCGUUCGGGUAUCCGUCGCAAAGCGAGCGAGGAUUUCCAGGGGACGAGAUUUAAAAGCUGGGGUUUGGAAGUGAGCAUUAACCUCUGAACGACUAAAACAAAGCUUCUUAUAGUCCCUACUCGGCAUGUCUAAAGAAAACAGUGAUCCUUUUAACAGCAUCGAAAUCAUCAAAGAUCAGUUAUAUUUCGCCAUCCUUAAUCAGAAGAUCCGCUGCACUCCUGACAGACACUGUUUCUGCAUUGAUGAGGAACUCUCGUAUGAGAACUUUUAUGCGGACUUUGGUCCACUCAACUUGGCCAUGUUUUACCGCUUCUGUUGCAAACUCACCAAGAAGCUGAAGUCUUUCGCGCAUACCAAGAAGAAAGUUGUAUUCUACACCUUUGGUGACAAAAGGAAACAAGCAAAUGCUGCCUAUUUGAUCGGAUCCUACACUGUGAUGAAUCUUCAGAAAACACCUGAGGAGGCUCACAGCCUUCUGGUGUCCAGAAACACCACUUAUCUUCCUUUUCGGGACGCCUCGUUUGGAACUUGCAUGUUCAAUCUGAGCAUCCUUGAUUGUUUACGUGCUGUGCACAAGGCUUUGCGGUAUGGUUGGCUUGAUUUCUCCAACUUUGACGUGGAGGAAUAUGAGCAUUAUGAGAGAGCGGAGAACGGAGAUUUAAACUGGAUUAUUCCCGGGAAAUUUUUGGCUUUCAGCGGUCCGCAUCCAAAGAGCAAAAUUGAGAACGGUUAUCCGCUCCAUGCGCCCGAGGCCUAUGUCCCGUACUUCAGGAAGUACAACAUCACCACUGUCAUACGCCUCAACAAAAAAAUGUACGAUGCUAGACGCUUCGUGGAUAUGGGUUUUGACCACCACGACCUGUUCUUCGUUGAUGGAAGCACGCCUAACGAUGCGAUCGUCACCAAGUUCAUGAAUAUCUGUGAGAAUGCGGAUGGUGCUAUAGCUGUCCACUGCAAAGCUGGACUGGGCCGCACGGGCACACUGAUAGCCUGCUACAUGAUGAAGCAUUUCAGACUGUCUGCGGCUGAGACGAUCGCCUGGAUCAGGAUCUGCAGACCCGGCUCGGUGAUCGGACCACAGCAGAACUUUAUUGAGGACAAGCAGGCCAGUCUGUGGGCAGAGGGUGACCUGCACCAGCAGAAACUCAGCAAGCAGGAAAAUGGCUCGUGCAAGGCAGCCGUCACGGGAAUACUGUCGGGAGUGGACGACAUCUCCAUCCAUGGUCCAAACAAGAACAUUGCACCGCGGAAAACCGAAAUGUACAACGAUGAAGAGGAGGAACGCAAUGGCCUCACGCAAGGUGACAAACUGAGAGUGCUGAAGAGUAAAAGACAGUCUAGAGCAUCCACAGGCUCCUUAUCGUUGGAGGAGAAUAAAAUUCACACCAGGUCAACAUCUCACUCACUGAGAAUCAUUCUGCAAUCAAGUGCGCAAGGCUGUAAACCCGUAAAAUCUUCAAAUCCUUCCGACAAUGCGGAUGCUAGGAAACGAACAAGAACCUCCCUUGCAUCAAAAAGAUCUAGCAGACUGGCAAGGUCUUUGGGCAACUUGCAUGUAAUGGCCAGUGAAGAGAACCGCAAGUUCUCUGAAGUUAAUCCAAGCCCUAUGGCAACAGAAAACACGGGCAAGCAGUCAAGCUUAAAGCACACAAGCCCAGUCAGCAAUGAGCAGCUCAGUUCUACCGUUUCUUCCCCAAUCCAGCACUAUGGCCACAGUCUGAGCCGCCUCGACUUAAAGAGCAGUCUCCAGAAGAAGGAAGACUCUACACUCUUUGCAAUCAGUGCGCUUUACAAGACUCUGUCAUUCCAUUCCUAAAGCUAGAACACCUCUCCUCCGCUAAAGUGUUUUCCCCCAAGACCCAAGUGAGAGUAACUUCAAGUCUACAGCUUGUUUGUUUGUUUGUUUGUUUUUCUAAGUUGCCAACAAUCUACAACGGACAGUUUCUUUUUAAAACAUAGGUGUUUAUGAACUUGCAAGCUUCAACUGUAAAUUUAAAGACGAUUCAUUUUAAGACCGGGAUCUUGUGAAUGCCAAUGUAAACAUCUGUGAUCUUUUUUAUUUCAAUAUUAGUAUCAUGAGUCAAGAAACUUAUAGACGGUAGCAUACUUGCUAGCAUACAAUACUUGUUAAAAUAACCUAUCUUGUCCAUAAUAUGCCACUCUGUGACUAACUAAAAUCUGUAAUUUAAUGUGAAAGUUUUUAUGUUUAACUAUGUUUGGCAGCUGUUAGCUGUAUAUAAGCAAUUAUUUGAUAAUCUAAAGGACAUUAUGUACAUUUUUGCCUGUAAAUAGUUUAUAACUUUUAUUUUGCCAGAUUGUUCAUUCAUGUAUUAUCAUGGUUCUCAUUUCCUGAGCACAUUUAUUUCUCAUGUACUAAACCUUGGAUCAGAUUUGAUUUUCUUUUAAGUAAAUCUAUUAUUGUCUAA
This is a messenger RNA of Electrophorus electricus (electric eel), 3155 nucleotides long. RefSeq names its product cell division cycle 14B (gene cdc14b). Gene Ontology annotation, biological process: protein dephosphorylation. The record is from RefSeq and is a predicted model, not a curated record. Lineage: Eukaryota; Metazoa; Chordata; Actinopteri; Gymnotiformes; Gymnotidae.